GCACUCGAACGUCCCACUAUCAUCCUGCGCCUCUUCAUCUAAAAAAAAAACAACAACAAAAAACAACAACAACAGAAGCAGCGAGCUCGCGGUCACAUGUCGAGAGGAGGAACCGCAGGAGAGUCAGAAGAGACAGCGGCAGUCGGCGUCCGCACCCGUUCGGCAACCAGCGUCUCCAUUCCGGCUGCUGGCCCCGCACAGAUGGUGCUUCUUCGGCACAUCUCGGUGGCGCUGACCGCCGCCGUGGCCGCGCUGGGCUCCGCGAUCUUCAUCGCCCUCAGCUACUUCUACCCGAGGCCAAUGUAUGCACCGUACGCCCAAUAUUCUACCAUCAAGGAAGAGGAAGAGGACCGCGGGAAGCGCCAAGUCCUGGUUCUGGGCUUGGAUGGAGCCGGCAAGAGCAGCAUGCUUCAGGGCCUGUCGCCCACGGAAGCCAGGAGGGGCCAUUGCCGCCCGACCCGGGGCUUCAACUUCAUGAGCCUCAGCGUGCCCACUUGUCAGCUGAACUUCCUGGAGAUUGGAGGUGGCGAGGAAUUGCGCCGCUACUGGUCUGAGUAUCUGAACAGGACUCACGUGCUGGUCUACGUGGUGGACUCGUCUGACCGGAGUCGCCUCCCGCUGGCCAAGUUGGAGCUGCACCGCCUCCUGGAGGGGCAACCCCAGCUCCCCGUGGUGGUCCUGGGGAACAAACAGGAUAAACCGGAUGCCGUGAGCGUAUCGGAGCUCCACAAGGCCUUGUCUCUGGGCUUAGUGGCGGAGGACAGAAAGUUGUUCCUCCUGGCCGCCCAGCUGGCCUCCGACGGUGCCCUGAGGAACUCCUGCCGAGGGCUGGACACCUUCCAGGACCUCCUGCUCCAGCUUGUCUGACAAGGGGGAGGAAAAGGUGCUGCUUCCUCUUCAGGUAAAAUAGGUGCAAGAAGAUUGCAUCUGGAACCAUAUUUAAGGAGAAAAAGGAGGAGAGGAAAAAGGAGGAAAGACUGGCAGCACAUAUUGUGCAUAUUUUCACGAUGACUUGUUUAGACUUGCCAAAUGAAACUAAUAACAGAUUAUGUACAAGGACAAGUGACUCAUUUAUAAUGCCAGCCGAGAAUGUGAACUGAAACAACCUCGAAGACACGUUCAAAAAAGAGCAGAGUAAAGCACAGACCGUGGAGAAAUGUACAAAUUUGCAGGAAUUUUAGGAUCUUGUCUUCUGAGAGCCCCUUUGUGAGUGAGUGCAAGGAUUUUAGAGGUAAAACAAAACCAAAAAAAUAUCCCAAAUCGAAAUAUCCGCAAAGGUAGCACAAUUUUGUGAAUGCCAGGAAAAAUUGCAGUCAAAAGUCACAAAACCUUCAGACGAAAGUGAUUCUUUUGACUGUGAUGCAUGAUAUGCUAACCCAUAAACCACAGUGCUGCCAAAUUUACCGUGUCUGCUGUAAUGUGUGUCGUCUCCUUCACGUCUGGCAGAUUAGUUUGACACUAUUUUUUUUUUUUUAGUUUUCUCGUUUUUAUGCUAUGGUGGUUAACUUAUGUUAUGUUAGGAUUCUAAAUGUGACUCAACGCAUCAUCUGUACAGUUCCCAAAUGGUUUAACUUUGAGCCACGGAAAAGAAAAAAAAAAGCCCACUGUACUUGUCUCUAUGUGCGCUGCGAUUCGCUAGAAACCAGUUCAGCGUGCACCCCGCCUCCUGCCCGAUGAUAGCUGGGAUAGGCUCCGUCACUCCCGUGACCCUUGUGAGGAUAAGCAGGUCAGAAAGUAGAUGGAAGUGUGUCUUGAGUUUUUAAUGGGAAAAUGUGUGUUGGAAUCAGGAAAAAGUCAACACCGUUAAGUGCUGCAGCAGUCAAUUUGGAAGAAAAUGUCUUAAAAUUCUCACCAUCUCAUUACUUAAUAUCUAAUAUUGCCUCUCAGCCUGGCAAUUAAUGGUUGGUACAAGACUCCCAAUUAUGAGUUUUUUUAUGUGAUGUUUUAUUCCCUUCUAUGCUCUGUAGCCAUAGAAAUGUAUUAAUUUAAUGGGCUCACAUUUUCAUGACUGGAAAAUAGGCUUUGGCUUUAUAUGUAUGUUAUAUUACAUUUCAUGUGUAUAAAAUAAAAUGCUAUAUGG
Messenger RNA from Syngnathoides biaculeatus (alligator pipefish), 2080 nucleotides. RefSeq names its product ADP-ribosylation factor-like 10 (gene arl10). The record is from RefSeq and is a predicted model, not a curated record. The coding region runs from base 97 to 867 and encodes 256 amino acids. Gene Ontology annotation, molecular function: GTPase activity; GTP binding. Lineage: Eukaryota; Metazoa; Chordata; Actinopteri; Syngnathiformes; Syngnathidae. The transcript has 4 exons.